This is a messenger RNA of Didymodactylos carnosus, 1536 nucleotides long. The record is from the annotation of a GenBank genome assembly. NCBI's taxonomy places the organism in Eukaryota, Metazoa, Rotifera, Eurotatoria, Philodinida, Philodinidae.
AUGUAUGCGCAACUUCUCAAAGACAUUCUUCUUGACAUGAAACGUAAUGAUGCUACAAAGUCAGACAUGAUUGAUGCUUGUCGAAAAUGGCUUCUAGAAAAUGGACAUGAAGAUGAUUUAGCGAUAGUUAAUGAGUUCGAGAGAGACUACAAUGAUCCAACUCUAGCUAUUUUGUGGUACACUCGUCCCACCUUUCUGUAUACUCUCUUGAACAAAGCAUUAAGAGAACAAGACAUUGAUCUUCUGUACAGCUUUCGUUUUUUUAUCAAAGAUUUACACGAACAGUUGUCUGUCUUACAUCCUGACUACAUUAAAACUCUUGGGAAGACUAAAACACUGACAGUCUACCGCGGUCUAGGUAUCUUUCCGGUUGAGUUCGAUAAAAUUAAAAACAACGUUGGCGGUUUCUUGUCAAUGACCAGUUUCUUGAGCACGAGUACGAACAAAGAAGUCGCAGUCGGCUUUGCACAGCAUCCUGUCCAUGGUAAAGAUGCGGUCCUGUUGCAAAUGAACGUUGAUGUUGACAAGUGUAAAACAGCAUUUGUUGAUAUUCAGGACUUGAGUUUCUACAAAACGGAAGCGGAAGUUCUUUUCACCACGGGCACUGUCUUUAAAAUUAUAUCCGUCGUACAGCAACCAAACGGAAUAUGGAAUGUCCAAUUGAAACUAACGGGUGAAGAAGACGAACAACUUCGAAAAUUAACGAAACAUAUGAAGGCUACGAUUGAAGUAACAUCACACCCGCUUCUCAACUUAAUUUUAUUGCUUCGCCAUAUGGGACAAUUCAAUAAAGUUGAACAGUUCUGUAAGUUAGCCCUACAAGAUCCUACAAUUACAUCUGAUGGUUUGAUCCUCUCCGAAGUCUACAAUACGCUUGGACACACUUACUUUGUAAUCAGUAGUGAUUUCGACAGAACAAUAGAAAUUUAUGAAAAAGGCUUAGAAUUACGAAUACGGCAUACAUCGCCAGACAAUCCCGCUUUAGCGCCGACAUAUAACAGUUUGGGGGAAAUUUAUUUGGUGCACGGUGACCUAGAUCGUGCUCUAACAAUUUUUAAGAAAGCAUUACAUCUUCAACUGAAUGCACCAACACCUAAUCAAAAACAGAUUGGAAUAUAUUUUGCUAACAUUGGAACGGUGUACUUGAAACAAGAACAUUACUCAGAAGCAUUAGAAAUGUACGAAAAAUCUCUGAAAAUCCGGCUGCAAAUUCUGCCCAGUACUAGUCCCGACAUUGCAGUGUCAUACGUUAAUAUUGGAUCAGUUUACUAUGAACAAAAGGACUAUAAUAAAGCGAUUGAAUAUUACAAAAAAACACUUGAAAUUCAGUUAAGCUCACUUCCAAUAUAUCAUCUAACAUUAGCUAUAACGUAUUACAACUUGUGUUGGGCACACUACCAAAAAGGUAGCCUUGUCGAAGCUCUAGACUGGAUGAAGAAAGCGAAUGAAAUUUUUUGCAAAAAUUAUCCAUCUGACCAGGUCGAUGUAGUGCAGAGUCAAGGAUAUAUUGACCAUAUUGCAAAGGAGCUGCACUAG